Molecule: messenger RNA, 3748 nt
Organism: Arabidopsis arenosa
Lineage: Eukaryota; Viridiplantae; Streptophyta; Magnoliopsida; Brassicales; Brassicaceae
Source: the annotation of a GenBank genome assembly
AUCGCCAAAACCACUACUCUUCUUCAUCGAUCAUCAACAUGGCUAGAUCCUUGUUGCUCUCCCUAACCCUCGCUGUCCUCUUCACCGGAAUGGUCUCAGCUCGUGACUGGAACAUCCUGAACCAGCUCAAAGGAACCACAACAAAGACUAGCCAGACCGGCGUCACAUCUUUGAAAGGACCAAACCUAAACGGAUACUGCGAAAGCUGGAGAGUCAACGUGGAGCUUAACAACAUCAGGGACUUUUUGGUGGUGCCACAAGAAUGUGUAUGGUUCGUCCAAAAGUACAUGACCUCAUCUCAAUACGAGGAUGACGUGGAGAGAGCCGUCGAUGAAGCCAUCCUCUACCUCGGAAAAACUUGUUGCGAAAAGAAGAUAUGCGAUGGCAUGGAUGCUUGGAUCUUUGACAUUGAUGACACUCUUCUCUCCACCAUUCCUUACCACAAGAGCAACGGCUGUUUCGGUGGUGAGCAAUUGAACACGACCAAGUUCGAGGAAUGGCAAAAAUUGGGCAAGGCACCAGCAGUUCCCAACAUGGUGAAGUUGUACCAUGAGAUCAGAGAGAGAGGUUUCAAGAUCUUUUUGAUCUCUUCUCGUAAAGAGUAUCUCAGAUCUGCCACCGUCGAAAACCUUAUCGAAGCCGGUUACCACGGCUGGUCUAACCUCCUUCUCAGGGGAGAAGAUGAUGAGAAGAAGAGUGUGAGCCAAUACAAAGCAGACUUGAGGUCAUGGCUUACAAGUCUUGGUUACAGAGUUUGGGGAGUGAUGGGUGCACAAUGGAACAGCUUCUCUGGUUGUCCAGUUCCCAAGAGAACCUUCAAGCUCCCUAACUCCAUCUACUAUACCCAAUUUCACCUCACAGUUUGGUACAACCUCAGUUUUCUUCACAACAAAUUCAAACAUCUUCUCCUUAUAUUACUUCUUAUCUCUUCAAUCAUCAAAACACAUAGUCACAUACAUUCCUCUCUCCUUCCUUCUGCUCUGCUUUCGAGCUCAGCUUGCCUCACCAUGGAACCAAACACCAUGGCCACCUUUGACGAUGAGCAUCGUCAUUCAUCCUCGGCUAAGAUCUGUAGAGUUUGUGGCGAUGAGGUCAAAGGCGAUGACAAUGGCCAGACUUUUGUGGCGUGCCACGUGUGCGCUUACCCGGUUUGCAAACCUUGCUAUGAAUAUGAGCGUAGCAACGGUAACAAAUGUUGCCCUCAAUGCAACACUAUUUACAAACGCCACAAAGGCUCUCCGAAAAUCGCUGGAGAUGAAGAAAACAAUGGUCCCGAUGAUUCAGAUGAUGAGUUGAAUAUCAAGAAUCGCCACGAUGCUUCCUCCAUUCACCAGAAUUUUGCCUAUGGAUCGGAAAAUGGAGAUUACAAUAGUAAGCAGCAAUGGCGUCCAAAUGGUCGGGCCUUUUCUUCCACCGGAAGUGUGUUGGGGAAAGACUUUGAAGCUGAAAGAGAUGGCUACACAGAUGCGGAGUGGAAAGAACGAGUAGAUAAAUGGAAAGCGAGGCAAGAGAAGAGAGGUUUAGUGACUAAAGGCGAACAAACAAACGAAGACAAAGAAGAUGAUGAAGAAGAAGAAUACCUAGAUGCUGAAGCAAGACAACCUCUCUGGAGAAAAGUCCCAAUCUCAUCGAGCAAAAUCAGUCCUUACCGCAUUGUGAUCGUUCUUCGUCUUGUGAUCUUAGUUUUCUUCUUCCGUUUCCGUAUCUUGACACCAGCAAAAGACGCAUACCCUCUCUGGCUUAUCUCAGUCAUCUGUGAGAUCUGGUUCGCACUUUCUUGGAUCCUUGAUCAGUUCCCGAAAUGGUUUCCAAUUAACCGAGAAACCUAUCUUGACCGUCUCUCUAUGAGAUUUGAACGGGAUGGCGAAAAGAACAAGCUUGCACCGGUUGAUGUGUUUGUCAGUACGGUGGAUCCGCUCAAGGAACCUCCGAUAAUCACAGCCAACACUAUUCUUUCGAUCUUAGCUGUUGAUUACCCAGUAAAUAAGGUUAGCUGCUAUGUGUCUGAUGACGGUGCAUCAAUGCUCCUGUUCGACACAUUGUCUGAAACUUCCGAGUUUGCAAGGAGAUGGGUUCCGUUUUGCAAGAAGUACAAUGUUGAGCCAAGAGCACCAGAGUUUUACUUCUCUGAGAAGAUUGAUUACUUAAAGGAUAAAGUCCAAACUACAUUCGUCAAAGAUCGCAGAGCAAUGAAGAGAGAAUAUGAAGAAUUCAAAGUGAGGAUCAAUGCCUUAGUGGCUAAAGCUCAGAAGAAGCCUGAAGAAGGUUGGGUGAUGCAAGAUGGUACACCAUGGCCUGGUAACAACACUCGUGAUCAUCCCGGGAUGAUUCAGGUGUAUCUCGGUAAAGAAGGAGCAUUCGACAUUGAUGGUAACGAAUUGCCACGCCUCGUGUAUGUAUCAAGAGAGAAGCGUCCUGGUUACGCACACCACAAGAAAGCUGGAGCUAUGAAUGCAAUGGUUCGAGUCUCAGCAGUGCUCACAAAUGCUCCAUUCAUGCUUAAUCUUGACUGUGAUCAUUACAUCAACAACAGUAAAGCCAUAAGAGAAUCAAUGUGCUUUCUAAUGGAUCCACAGCUUGGUAAAAAGCUUUGUUAUGUUCAAUUCCCUCAAAGAUUCGACGGAAUUGAUCAUAACGAUCGAUACGCCAACAGAAACAUCGUCUUCUUCGAUAUAAACAUGAGAGGCUUAGAUGGAAUUCAAGGACCAGUCUACGUAGGAACAGGAUGUGUAUUCAAUAGACCAGCAUUAUACGGAUACGAACCACCGGUAUCGGAAAAAAGAAAAAAGAUGACCUGUGAUUGUUGGCCGUCGUGGAUUUGCUGUUGCUGCGGCGGAGGUAACCGUAAUCACAAAUCGAAAUCAUCAGAUUCGUCAAAGAAGAAAUCAGGAAUCAAAAGCUUGUUAUCGAAACUAAAGAAGAAGAACAAGAAGAAGAGUGAUACUACAACGACGAUGAGUAGCUAUAGUAGAAAACGAUCAUCGACGGAGGCGAUUUUUGAUUUGGAAGAUAUUGAAGAAGGGCUUGAAGGAUAUGAUGAGCUUGAGAAAUCGUCGUUAAUGUCGCAGAAGAAUUUUGAGAAGAGAUUUGGGAUGUCUCCUGUGUUUAUUGCGUCGACGUUGAUGGAGAACGGAGGUUUGCCGGAGGCGACGAACACGAGCUCGUUGAUCAAAGAAGCUAUUCAUGUUAUUAGCUGUGGUUAUGAAGAGAAGACUGAAUGGGGCAAAGAGAUUGGAUGGAUAUAUGGAUCAGUCACGGAAGAUAUCCUUACAGGAUUCAGGAUGCAUUGUAGAGGCAAACUCAAGAUUCUUGAACGUCUUGCUUACAUCAACACAAUUGUUUAUCCUUUCACUUCUAUUCCUCUACUCGCUUAUUGUACUAUUCCGGCUGUUUGUCUUCUCACCGGCAAGUUCAUCAUUCCUACGAUAAACAAUUUCGCAAGUAUAUGGUUCCUGGCUCUGUUCCUAUCAAUCAUCGCGACGGCGAUCUUAGAGCUCCGGUGGAGUGGUGUGAGCAUAAACGACCUCUGGCGUAACGAGCAAUUCUGGACUGGUCCGUUACUAAAGCAGUGUGGCGUCGACUGUUAAUCAGGAACCGCAUUUGCGUUUGCGUUUUGUUCACCCUUUUGAGCCAUUUUGCUUGGCCUAAUUUCAGAUUUUGGUGUUCUUUGUUGGAUUAUAUGGAUUUGUAAGGACAAAAAAAAAAUACAAACUUUGAAUUACUUGUGAAAUAAAAUAGACAAAUUUCU